Molecule: messenger RNA, 2135 nt
Organism: Priapulus caudatus
Lineage: Eukaryota; Metazoa; Priapulida; Priapulimorpha; Priapulimorphida; Priapulidae
Product: suppressor of SWI4 1 homolog
Biological process (GO): rRNA processing; ribosomal large subunit assembly
Cellular component (GO): preribosome, large subunit precursor
Molecular function (GO): rRNA binding
Source: RefSeq, a predicted model, not a curated record
GCACAUCCCUCGUGUCAUUGUGGACAUGAGAGAAGCAUAAUUUAUAGAUAAAUUCGUCCGCUGCAAGCGAUAUAAAUAUAAACGUUUAUUCUCGGGUUUAUAACAGUGUCAAAAUCAAUGGGGCGCAAACGUGGUAGGACGGCGAAGGGCGCGCGAGCGAAGCAGGCGGGGGCGCCGGGCGACGCGGCAUCUCAGCCCGCGUGUCAUUCGUUCAUCAUCCACCAAGGUCGUCUCGUCGGCGCGCCGUUCGACCUCAUACGCGACCUUCGCAAGGUCAUGCAGCCGAACACAGCGUCCGAGCUCAAGGUGAAAAAGUCGAACGUGUUCAAGGACUUUGCGGCGGUCGCCGGACCGUUCGGCGUCUCGCACAUCAUCGUUCUCACGAAGCCUAGUCUACACAUCAACCUGCACAUCGUGCGCAUGCCCCGCGGACCCACCCUCGCCUUCAAGUGUCUCGGGAUGUCGCCGCGGCAACGCGGGAAGGGCAAAAAUGCAGAGUGCCACGUUUUCCGACGGCCUGAGAUUUCGUCCGAGGGUAAAAUCGCGCGAGUCCCUCGAAAAGAAAUGUUGCUAGAAUUGUCGCUCGAAAGAAACAUUGUGCUAGAAUCGUUGCUUGGAAACAUUGCAGAUUGCGGGCGAUUGCGUAGAAGGUUGACGGAACUCGGACCUCGCAUGAAGCUGCUGCUGUUUAAGAUACAGGAGGGCACAAUGGACGGCAAGGUGCUCUUCCACGGAUUCCUCAAGAAGACAGAAGAGGAGAAGAUACUGAUCGACGAGAAACUGCAGAAGAGGAAGCGCGUGAAAGAACAGAGGAAGAAAUUGCAGGAAGCCAACGUGAGAAUGAAGCUGAAGGAGAAGGAAGAUCACAAGAAGCGAUCGUUGCGACUUGUUUCCGGAGAAGGCGGCGGCAAAACGGAAGGCGUCCGACGGCGAGAAACAACGGAACGUCCCUUCGAAGCGCGGCAAGUGGCAGCGACCGGGCGAAACAAGCGAACGUCACGGCGGAGGUCGUGGCAGAGGUCAAGACAGAGGUCGUGCUGGAGGUCAAGACAGAGGUCGCAGUGGAGGUCGUGGUGAAGGUCGCGGCAGAGGUCGCAGUGAAGGUCGUGGCAGAGGUCGCGGCGGAAGUAGGGGUUCCGGUGACGGCAGGCGCGAUCCAAGAAGUUCGAAGUUCGAUCCAAAGACAAAGGCCUCCGGGAAGCGGGGGAAAGCGCCGGGGAAAUUUGGGAGGGGUGGUAGAGGCAGAGGAGGAGGUGACAGAGGAAGCCGGAGAGGUCGGGGAGGCGGGGUCACCCGGUAACAGGACCGUACGUGACCAGGGGAAGCAAGAGGAGGCUGGGUUGCCACAGUAACAGGACCUCACGCCACGAUGGGAAGGAGGAGGAAGCUGGGUUGCCACGGUAACAGGACCUCACGCCAUGGUGGGAAGGAGGAGGAAGCUGGGUUGCCACGGUAACAGGACCGCACGUGACCAUGUGAAGCAGAAGGUGUGGUUGCCACGGUAACAGAACCUCACGCCACCAGAGGAAGCAGGAGGCUGGGUUGCCACGGUAACAGGACCUCACGCCACCAUGGGAAGCAGGAGGACGCUGGGUUGCCACGGUAACAGGACCUCAAGCCACCAUGGGAAGCAGGAGGAGGCUGGGUUGCCACGGUAACAGGACCUCACGCCACCAUGGGAAGCAGGAGGAGGCUGGGUUGCCACGGUAACAGGACCGCACAUGACCAGGUGAAGCAGGAAGAGACUGGGUUGCCAUGGUAACAGGACCUCACGCAAUCCGGGAAACCAGGAGGCAGUGGGCUUGCCACGGUAACAGAACCACACGCGACUAGCGGAAGCAGGAUAUGGGGUUGCCAUAGUAACAAGACCACACGCGACCAGCGGAAGCAAAAGGAGGUGGGGUUGCCAUGGUAACGAGAUGGAAAGUGGUGAGGGGUCACGAGCUCUUCCUUACCGAACCCCAUCUGCCAUCUGUACAUGGCAGGGGAGGAGUAUCUCUGUUAUCUGUACACAUACAAGCUCAAUCACUGUAGACACGUGUACGAACGGAGUACCUAUGUAGGGCGGGGGAGAGGGUAAUAGAGAGGGGGUCUGUGAGAGAGAAGGUGCAAGAGAGAAAGGGAGAGAGAGAGAG